AUGGAGAAAUUGCGGACACUUAAGCGUCAGGGAUAUUUGGCCGAGGCAUUCACAGCAGCACCCUUGCCUCCAAUUCUGUUCACGACUCUCCAAAUGUAUCGCACGAUUGUUCUGCACACCGAGCCCAACCGGAAGAGGAAAAAGGGCCGCAAGACCAAGCGUCUGCCCGCGUCUUUGCCAAGUCAUGCCACGGGGACCCUGGCCAGAAGUGGGAAGCUUCAACCAAAAUGGGACAGGCACCUGACAACAACAGCCCGGGUAUGCUUCCACUUCAACUCGACAGGAGCCCAACAGACCGUCUGGAAGUCAGGGGUAGCACACCAGCGAGCAGGGCAGACCGACACCAUGGCUACCUUUCACGAUGGCGAGAAGGAAGUUCAUGAGGCGAUGGAGUAUGAUGGAGAAAAGCCAACCGGCAAUGUCAAAGAGGUCAACACGCAAUCAGUCGCCCUCGCGGCUGCCAUUGCGGCUCAGAAACCCAAGCUGACGAGCCCUAACAUGAUUAAGCUGUAUCUCAUCAUGUCUAUUGGGUACCUCGUGUCGACCAUGAACGGAUUUGAUUCAUCGCUCAUGGGCGCUAUUAACGCUAUGGAUCCGUACCAAAAGGACAUGGGCCUCAGUGGAGCUGGGUCUAGCACCGGCAUCGUUUUCAUCGUCUACAAUCUGGGACAAAUCGCUGCCUUCCCCUUCUGUGGCCUGCUCGCAGACGGCUGGGGCCGCCGAAUCUGCAUAUUUGUCGGCUGCGUGCUCGUUCUCAUAGGCACUGCUGUGCAAGGCUCGGCCCAUGGUCUCCAACAGUUCGUCGGCGGCCGCUUCAUCCUCGGCUUCGGCGCAAGCAUUGCUUCAGCUGCAGGCCCGGCCUAUACUGUCGAGCUCGCCCACCCUGCAUACCGUGGAGUCAUGGCCGGGAUGUACAACAAUUUCUGGUGGCUGGGUAAUAUCCUUGCCGGAUGGACGACUUAUGGGACGAACUUUCAUCUGAAAUCAUCUUGGGCUUGGCGCAUUCCCACCAUCGUGCAGGCGGGAAUGCCCGCAAUUGUAAUGUGUCUGAUCCUGUUCUUCCCGGAAUCUCCCCGCUGGCUCAUUGCCCAUGAUCGAAGCGAAGAGGCACUUGCUAUCCUGGCCAAGUACCACGGUGAUGGCGACCCGAACUCAGCAAUUCCGCAGCUGCAGUACCACGAAAUCGUCGAGGACAACAAACGUACACGCGAUGAGAAUCCGUGGUGGGACUUCCGCGAGCUGUUCCACACACGUGCUGCGCGAUACAGACUGGCUAUGGUUAUUGGUAUGGCCUUCAUCGGACAAUGGUCUGGCAACAACGUCGUGAAUUAUUUCAUGCCAGAGAUGUUCGAAUCGGCGGGAAUCACCGACACGAAUACCCAGCUCCUGCUGAACGCCAUCAAUCCAAUUUUCUCCAUGCUCGGUGCAAUCUACGGCGCGAGUCUUUUGGAUAAGCUUGGCCGGCGGAAAAUGAUGCUUUGUGGCCUGGGAGGAAGUUUGUUCUUCUACAUUCUCCUGACUGCAUUCGCAGCGAAUGCCAACGCAAACCCGAACCUUGGGUAUGGAGUCAUCGUAUCGAUCUACUGCUUCGGCAUUGCCUUCGCUUGGGGCUUCACUCCUCUACAAACCCUGUAUAGCGUGGAGUGCCUGGAAAACCGGACAAGGGCGAAGGGCUCUGGAUUGAACUUCUUGUUCCUUAAUGUUGCGAUGGUCGUGAACACGUAUGGAAUAUCUGUUGGAAUAGAGGCUAUAGCGUGGAGGCUUUACAUCGUGUACUGCUGCUGGAUUGCGAUUGAGAUGGUCGUCAUCUACUUCUUCUUCGUCGAGACCGCUGGCAAGACGUUGGAGGAGCUGAGCGAGAUUUUCGAAGCCGACAACCCGAGGAAGGCCAGCACGAAGAAGGUUAGGGUCGGAUUGGACGAGGAUGGCAGGGUCGUUGGUGUUGAGUCCUAA
Diaporthe amygdali is the source of this 1953-nucleotide messenger RNA. RefSeq names its product lactose permease. Lineage: Eukaryota; Fungi; Ascomycota; Sordariomycetes; Diaporthales; Diaporthaceae. The record is from RefSeq and is a predicted model, not a curated record. Gene Ontology annotation, cellular component: membrane. Bases 1 to 1953 code for a protein of 650 amino acids. The transcript is spliced from 8 exons. Gene Ontology annotation, biological process: transmembrane transport; carbohydrate transport. Gene Ontology annotation, molecular function: carbohydrate:proton symporter activity.